Messenger RNA from Sceloporus undulatus (fence lizard), 4509 nucleotides. RefSeq names its product tRNA methyltransferase 44 homolog (gene TRMT44). The record is from RefSeq and is a predicted model, not a curated record. NCBI's taxonomy places the organism in Eukaryota, Metazoa, Chordata, Lepidosauria, Squamata, Phrynosomatidae. Gene Ontology annotation, biological process: tRNA methylation. Gene Ontology annotation, molecular function: metal ion binding; tRNA (uridine) methyltransferase activity. The transcript has 11 exons. The coding region runs from base 37 to 1986 and encodes 649 amino acids.
CACUUCCCCGCGACUCCCCUCUGCGUUCCCUUCUCCAUGGAGGUGCUGGGUACGGCGUCCGUGAGGGACCCUCACAGACUGCUUCCCGGAGGAUUCUGGGAGGCGGUGGGCGUCUGGCUGGAGAAACCCCAGGUGGCCAACAAGAGGCUCUGCGGGGCAAGACUCGAUGGAGCCAGGAGGGUCGCCCCCUCAACCGCCGCCGCCGGAGGGCUUUGGGAAACGGCUUGGAGAGCCCUCCGCCCCUCGGUCCCCUGGGAGGCUCUCGCUCUCGAUGGCUGCCCCGAGGAAGGGGAAGUGGAAGUGGUGUUCCGCACCCUGGUGCCCAAAGUUAGCCCUCCUUCGCCCGCCAGGGAGCUGGUGGUGAAAGAUAUCAUUAAAGGAAUUGUAACCUUUUUGCCGUUGGAGCAAACCCCUGAAGGCAAAUGCAAGAUCAAGAAGUGCAAUGUUUAUCAAAUUCGACUUCUGCACAUGAAAAACAAUGAGUGGUCCAUCUCAAUUUUAUCAUCAUCACCAGAAAAUUAUGUUUCGGAUGGAAUUUUAUAUCCCAAAACAACAUGGCUUAGAAGUGAACUGCUGGCAAAACUGGCUAAAUGGUCUACAGAAAUCAUAAAGAAUGAAUUUAAAAGCACUCUUUCUUGCAUUUCUGUGGCAAAAUACAGCAAAAUUUACCAAGAUCUAAAGGAAAAAUACAAAGAGAUUGUAAAGGUUUGGCCUGAAGUGACAAAUCCUGAAAAGUUUGUAUAUGAAGAUGUUGCUAUAGCUGCAUAUCUGCUGAUCCUUUGGGAAGAUGAGAGAGCUGAGAGAGGACUUUUCAAGAAGCAAUCUUUUGUGGAUCUUGGCUGUGGAAAUGGUCUCUUAGUUCACAUAUUAAGCAAUGAAGGGCAUCCAGGCAAAGGUAUUGAUGUCAGAAGAAGAAGAAUAUGGGACAUGUAUGGCCCAAAUACAUGUUUGGAGGAAAAUGUAGUGAGUCCAAACAAUUUGUAUCCCGAUGUUGACUGGUUAAUUGGAAACCAUUCUGAUGAAUUGACACCAUGGAUACCUGUAAUUGCAGCUAGGUCUUCUUAUUCUUGUCGAUAUUUCCUAUUGCCUUGCUGUUUCUUUGAUUUCCAUGGAAAGUACAACCGAAGGCAAAGUAAGAAGACCCAGUAUAGAGAAUACCUUGAUUUUGUAACAGAAGUAGGAUUUGUAUGUGGCUUUCAUGUGGAAGAAGAUUGCCUUAGAAUUCCUUCAACAAAAAGGGUCUGCUUAAUUGGGAUGUCUAGAACCUAUCUUGCAACACAAGAGAGUAUACUUGAGGAACAGCGAGCACAGUAUAUCAAAAGACGCCGAUUAUGCAGCAUAACAACUCCAGAGAAAAUGGAUAGCUUAUAUCACAAUGAUAAUAUUUUAGCUGCAAGUGAUGCCCUUUGCUUGGUAGCAGAUAAAGAAGUGUCUGAAGGGAUAUACAUGGAAAAAGUUUUAAUAUCUGGGUUUCUGCCCAGGAGUAAAGAACAAAUGAGAAACUGUACUACUCUUCCUCAUGAUUUUGUAGACAGAGUGGUUUUGAAAGUAGCAAAUCUAUUGUUAAAUGAAACCAAAGAGAGUCCACUUGGAAAUUCAAGCACAUGGAAUAAAGGAGUGAGUCUUGCCUUGGGAGAAAUUGCAGAACAUUUAGACAAAGAAACAUUAAAAACUCUAAAGAAUGAAUAUGGAGGCCUGCAGACCUUGCUGAGAAACAAUCAUCAAGUGUUUGAAGUUUUGAAUGGCAAAGUUCAUAUUCGUGACUGGAGAGAAGGAGAGCCACUCAAGAAAAACAGGCCAGGAAAUCAGGUUAAACAAAGACUUCCUUCUAAAGCAUUUAAAACUCGUCUAUGUUGGUUUUAUAUUAAUCAUCCUCACGGCUGUCCUCUGAAUUCAGAAUCAUGUCAUUAUGCUCAUGGGACAGAAGAACUGAAGCCAUCUCUCUUCGUGCCCAGGAAAAAUAAAGCAAAACUAAAGAACUGCUAAUCCAGUUUACUCAGAUGGAUUUGAUUUAGUUUCAUGCAUAUUCAGGAAAAGUACAAAUCUUAAUUGUACAUUGGUGGCACUAGCAUGGUUUCAUUUCAUGCAACAAUGUGAUCCUUUCACAUCACUGUGUAGGAAAGUAUAGAUUGUGAAAUCCAUUUCUGGAACUUCUGUAGUUUACCCUCCUAACCAUAUAGACAUUUAAUUUUCCAAACUUACUACUCUCACUUCCGUUUUGCCAUAUAUGCAAACACUUGUAUAUCAGAAAUCUUCAGUGUUUGUUGGCUUCAAAAACAUUUUUUUAAUAGGGCAAGUGUCACCAUGCAAGCUUUUAGUAUAUUGUAACUUGCCAUUCCAGUUGGUGUCUUUCACUUUGUCCUGGAUUGCUGUGUGCCUUCUCAACAGUGUAUCAAGCUAUCUACUGUGAUUACAUGCAAUAGGAAGGGACAUUAGCACUCUUCAAUCUUGAAUUUAAAGUUUUUGCUAUGCACAUGGGGGAUCAGGGGUUAAGACACCGACUCUGACAGUCGCAAAGUCACCAGGUUGGCAGUUCGAGACCCAAGUGCUGUGUAACAGAGUGAGCUCCCAUCACUAGUCCCAGCUUCUGCCAACUUAGCAGUUUGAAAGUAAAAGUAAGAAUACAAGUAGAUAAAUAACUACCACUUCAGUGGGAUGGUAAUAGUGUUCUGUGUAUCAUGCUUGCCACAUGACCACAGAGUUGUCUUUGACAACGCUGACUCCCUCAGUUUAGUAACAGAGAUGAGCAUCACCACCUACAGUCAGACAUGACUUAACAAUCAUGUCAAAAGGGAAACCUUUACCUUUUUUACUAUGUCUCUUAAACAGAAACAGAGUCAUAUGGACAAGUCCAAUUGAUUGGGCUAAGUGUAUUUAUGGCUUAGAUGGGUGAGAAAUGAAAACUACAAGCCAGAGCAUAUAGGGUCAAGAAAGCAGCAAGGUCUAGCAAAGACUACCUCAUUCUGUUUGCUUUGGCAGUAUGCUUAGGAAGUAAUAUCCAUAAACUAGCUUUUAUUCUAGGUAACUGCAGAUCAGCCCAAAUGGAAGCUACAGGAGUGUACUCAGAGUCACCUGGGAACAAAAUUAUUAUUUUUUGGCAAUUUCGAUCAUAACACUCAUUUACAUUAAUAAAGCCUAAGUAAUUUGGAAAGCUGGGUCUUAAUCUAUUUCCUUCAGAAGUACAUGUCUGUGUGAUCAUUUCCAAGUGCUGUUUAUGGUAAUAGUGGGUGAUAAAGCCAUGAUUUCCUUAAUCCAAAAAUAAAAGUGCUAUCUUGUUUUUUGGUAACAAACAAGAAAAUACUAAUAAACUGAAGUUUUAUCUAGGCAUCUUGGAAUUACUAUUGCUUUGUGGUCUGGGUGCCUGGGAAGAUGGACUCCAGCCUUUUCUGUAUGGUGUUGCACCCCACCCCCCAAAUACAGGGUCAUAUUCAGACAUAUUCACUAAACUGGUUUCUGUGCCUCAAGACUACUUUUACUAGUUAAGUGUGUAGUCAUGAACAGAAUGUCUGGUUACAGUUAUCCAUCCUCGGAUAGUGUCUUGUUUAGGUUACUGUAAUAUGUUUCAGCUGUACUACACCUAGAUUUCUGUAUAGAUUCACCACUUCCAUUGCCUGUCUUCCCCUACCAGCCAAAAAGGAUGCAAGCCAAGAGUGCUAUCCAUGGGUCUUGUUUCCACAUCUUCAGGGUUCACAUCCCAAAAGGUAUUAACCAAGUGGAAAUCUCAGGCUUACAUCUGUGAUGAAUGUGCUAUUUGAAUCAGAACAGGCGUGUUUUACAUAAAUAUACUGGUCAUAGCAAACAAUUACAAAUUCUUCAGAUUGCUUUUCUGCUUAUUAGUAACUGUUAAAAUAAACUUGAGCAAAUUAAUUGUAAUUCCUUGUUUUGUAAUAUUAUAGUGUUUGGAACUGUUUGGCUUGAUACCCACCUGAAUUGGAGAAGAUUCCCUCCCUACUUAAUCCAGCUUCCAAUUCAUCCCUUUCAUUCUUCUUACUUAGCCUGAGCAGAUAAGUAGGUGUUUUCUUUUCAUGUCUGAGUCACGGCUGUAGCACCAUUUCAGGUGUUAGGAAGAAAGGAAAGUUCAUCCCUCUGGCUAUACUGUAGUUAAAUAAGGGAAAGGAGGAAACAUCUACUCCUACUGCCACUGCAGCUGCAAAAUAUUUGUUUAGGAUAUCAGGGUCCAAUGGUUUGUACAAAAUCAUAUCACUAGGUCUUUCUCCUCAGAUUUAAACCUAUACAAGGUGAACAGAUUUAGGGAAUUCUAUCAGGAUUGGGCAUUUUUUUCCUGAAGUAACUUUUUUUUUGCUUCUUUUUUAAAAAAUGAGCUUUUCUUUCAGAAAUGUGGAACAAAAAUUAAAAAUGAUUUACUUAUGUGCAUGUGUAAAACAACUGGGAAGCUGAUGGAUGGGAAAUUUGGUGUAAUACUUGCAAAUUUAGCUGAGUUUUGUACUCAAGAUCUGUCUCUACACAAAAGUCAACUGAAGUAUUUUAAUAAAAAUAUGGAUAUAUGGA